Pimephales promelas (fathead minnow) is the source of this 3385-nucleotide messenger RNA. RefSeq names its product SAFB-like, transcription modulator (gene sltm). Gene Ontology annotation, biological process: regulation of transcription by RNA polymerase II; regulation of mRNA processing. Lineage: Eukaryota; Metazoa; Chordata; Actinopteri; Cypriniformes; Leuciscidae. The record is from RefSeq and is a predicted model, not a curated record. Gene Ontology annotation, cellular component: nucleus. Gene Ontology annotation, molecular function: sequence-specific DNA binding; RNA binding.
UCACACACACAUAUAUCCAUUUACACUGGUAAAAUGGCGUCGGUGGCCAUUUCAGCGGAGACUAAGAAGAUUACAGAUUUACGCGUUGUAGACCUGAAAUCUGAACUCAAAAGACGAAAUCUGGAUAUUACUGGAGUAAAAAAUACACUCAUCGCAAGAUUGAAGCAGGCGAUAGAGGAUGAAGGUGGUGAUCCAGACAGCAUUGAGCUCACCAUGUCAGCUGACACACCCACGAGAAAACAUGGCAAAUCUAAAGGAAAGAAGACAGACCUGGAUGCUGAUACCACCAUGGAAGAGGAAUCCUUAUCUAAGGAGACUGAGGAAGAGGAAUCCGAAAAAGAUGUAACUGAUACUGAUGAUGCUACUCGUGACAAUUCUAAAACCUUCUCCUGUGAAGACGGCCUUGGAGAGCCUGAGCCUGAGGCUGAGGCAGGAGAGGAGCCUGAUCUUGAGGCUGAGGCAGAUGUGGAACCUGAGCCCGAUCCUGAUGUGGAGAUUGAGGCCGAGAGAGAAGCUGAGCCUGAAGUCCCAGCGAUGGAGGCCAUGGAGAGCGAACCUGCUCCUGAACCCAUAAAAGAAGUUGAGGAUGACAAUAUAUCUGUCACCAUCCAGGCCGAAGAUGCCAUCACACUGGAUGUGGAUGGCGACGACCUCCUGGAAACAGGUAAACAUGUGAAACUUCCAGAUUCUGAGGCAGACAAGGGCUGCGAAGAGCCUGAGGCCACUGCUGAGAUGAGGCAGGAGACAGAUUCAUUGACUGAAGCGAUAGAUGGCCGCAAGGAUGGUAAGAGAGAUGACGGGCUGAAGUCUGACGCCGCCAAGAAAGACAACAGAGAGGCCUCGAAGAAAGGAGAAACGGGAGACAAGGAAAAGGAUUCUGGGAAGAAAGGCCCCUCUUCAACUGGGGCGACAGGUCAAGCAAAGAGCUCGUCAAAGGACAGAGAUGGAAAGACUACAAAAGAUGAUAAAGGAAGUGGCAGCAGCAGCACCAGCUCUACUCGCAAUCUGUGGGUGAGCGGUUUGUCGUCCAAUACCAAAGCAGCCGAUCUUAAGAACCUCUUUGGCAAAUAUGGAAAGGUUUUUAGUGCCAAAGUGGUCACCAAUGCUCGUAGCCCAGGAGCCAAAUGUUACGGACUAGUUACCAUGUCAUCCAGUGCAGAAGUGGCCAGAUGCAUCUCUCACCUGGACCGCACAGAACUCCAUGGACAACAGAUAUGUGUGGAUAGGGUAAAAACUGACCCGUUCAAAAAGGACUUCUCAAAGAAAGAGGGAGAAGAGAAGACAAGUUCCAGUAAAAUUUCUGGAGAAAAGCGCACUCUAACGGGAGCAAAAACUUGCAACAAGACUCCAGUUUCAUCUAAGAAGGAGGAGAAGAAAUCAGACAAACCCUCUGAGAAGGACAGCAAAGAAGCAAAAAAACAGGACCCCAAAAGCAACAAAUCUGAUGCACCAUCUUUCAAUUCAGGAGCCGACGCGGCAAAGAAAGAUGAUAAGAAACAUGGACGAAAGAGUCCAGGUAAUAUGGUUCCUGACCAUAUUAAAGGAGAUCAACACUUCAAUAAAUCUCGACCUCCUUUCAGAAGGGGUGGAAGGUUUGAGAAGCCUGGUCCACCCAACAUGAUGAACCGACGUCCUAGGUGGUUCAUACCACCUGAGGAGAUGGAGAUGAUGAAGAAAGGACGGCCCAUGCUCAACAAAGGUGGAAACAAAGACAUCCUGCCAUUUGAGAAGAUGAAGGAACAGCGUACGCGUGAGCGCAUGGUCAGGAUGGAACGCGUUCGCAGGGCUAUGGAACUGCGUAGACGGCGUGAGGUAGCAGAGCGAGAGCGCCGGGAGAGGGAGCGUAUCCGCAUUAUGCGCGAGCGUGAAGAAAGGGAGAACCUAAUGAGAGAGCGCCAACGGCUGGAGGUGGAAAGACAGAAACUCGAACGCGAGCGCAUGGAGAGAGAGAGACUAGAACGGGAGCGGAUCCGUAUAGAGCAGGAGCGACGCAAGGAAGCAGAGCGUUUGGCUCGUGAACGCGAGGAACUGAGACGGCAGCAGGAGCAGUUGCGUUACGAGCAGGAGAAACGAAACAACUUAAAGAGGGGACGUGAUGUUGACCAGAGGAGGGAAGACCCAUACUGGAACAGUGGUAAAAAGAUGCAAACGCAGCCAGAGGGCCGGAUCGGUCAAGCUGGAGACUACAAUAGCCGACAACAGAAUCGUUUUAAUGAUUUCAACCCCAGAGACCGGAACCGAUACCCACAGACAUCAGCCGGGCAAUCCAACAACUUUGAUAGACGCAACCGCUUUGACAAUGAACCUGAUGCAAAGAAAAAUCGCCCUGCUCCGCGCAGAGAAAGUGCAGGGUUCGACCGCUAUCCAAAAAACUUUGAAACUGUACGAAGAGCAGAGCCACCACCUCCACCUCGCACAGAGCUGCGAGACAGCGAUCGCCGAGAGAUCCGUGACCGUGAUGAGCGUAGGCAGGUGUCCAUGCCUGAUCGACCAGCUGGAGGCAGAGCACCACCUCCUGUCAUUGCUCACUCUCGCACCCCUAGAGACGGCAGCCACGCUGGCUGGAAAACUGAUGGGGCAAUGAAUACGAAGCAAGGAGAUGUCAGAGCCGUGCGAAUGCGUCCAGAACGUCCUGGCAGAGAAGGUCCUGGACCUGCCAUAAGAGGGGUGUCCACAGCCAGCCGUGGCAGAACCAGCUUCAACAGUCGAGACGGAGGCAGACCUGUGGUUAUGGGAGAGCAGCCGCACUUUGGCAGUGGCAGGCAGGUGGUGGUGGAGCGGCAUGGACGCGAUCAGGGCCCCAGGAAAGACUGGCACGGGGCAGCAGGAUCACAAAGCGGAGGAUUCACAGAUAACCGUCGAAUGGGGGACAGUAGGCCUGGCAUGAUGGCACCACACUCCAGUCAUUCCUCCACUGGUAUAAACAGAAUUGUGCAGAUCACUAAUGUUCCCAUGGCCGGUGGCAGCGGAGGAUUCAAGCCCUUUAAAGGAAGGUUUUAGCAUCUUGACUCUUCACAGCAAAUACAUAUAAAUACUUUUUUUGUUUCCUUUUUUUAUUUUGAACUUCUGAUGUUUUUAAUCGGCUUAAUUUAUAGCCACGAGAUUAUUGUAAAGAUUCACAUUGAGUUAGUUUUUUUUUUUUUGUAAAAGGCUUUACGUGUUAGGCUUUUCUUUCCUGAACUGUACUCGGCUGAUCUGUAAACAACCUUUGUGCACAUACAUGUUUGUUUAGAUGACCAUAACUUCCAGAUUAUCUCAUUUGCUUUGGGCAGACUACUGUGUGUAGCACUGGACACAUCUGUAAUUCCAUUAACAUUUCAAUGUGAUCCCUUUUUUUGUGGUUAAUGAUUGUUCGAGUUCAUAUUAAAUUAUGUGAAUUAUGACA